AAUUUUUUCGGCAGAUCGCGAUUGUAUUUUGAGGUGUAAACAUAACCUGGGGAGGAAAUCUGAGGGCCUGACGUUUGGAGGAAUAUUCGGGAGUCAUUACUGAAUUUUGGGGGUGAAGGUGGGAGGAUAUUUUUAGGAUUGAGACAGGAAUUUGGGAAUUUGUGGGAAAUUUAUUCUCAGAUACCUGGGAGAUGGCUCUCACGAGUCGAGUAAUUUCUCUCCUGCGCUCGAAGACGACUUUCAACGAGUUGAAUACUGUGGUGAGGAGAACAGCCAUUACAACUCGAUCAGGAGCUGUCCUGCCCAGGCCAAAACGCGAGCCCUUCGGUUUCCUCAGGGUAUUCUUCGGAGUUGCCAUCGGAGUGAUGAUUGGCGCGACCCUGAGCAAGAACAUCGCCAACUUCCUCGAGGAGAACGAUUUAUUCGUCCCCAGUGACGAAGACGACGACGACUAAUCCAUAAAAAUUAUUUU
Fopius arisanus is the source of this 472-nucleotide messenger RNA. It is a transcript of the gene EMRE, whose product is annotated as Essential MCU regulator. Gene Ontology annotation, biological process: calcium import into the mitochondrion; mitochondrial calcium ion homeostasis. The coding region runs from base 192 to 455 and encodes 87 amino acids. Gene Ontology annotation, cellular component: uniplex complex; mitochondrial inner membrane. The record is from RefSeq and is a predicted model, not a curated record. Lineage: Eukaryota; Metazoa; Arthropoda; Insecta; Hymenoptera; Braconidae. The transcript has 2 exons.